This is a messenger RNA of Salmo salar (Atlantic salmon), 1884 nucleotides long. The record is from RefSeq and is a predicted model, not a curated record. NCBI's taxonomy places the organism in Eukaryota, Metazoa, Chordata, Actinopteri, Salmoniformes, Salmonidae.
AUGCGACUCUCCUCCAACACCUUUAGCUUCUACUUCAACCACAGCAGCUGCCCCUACGACAACCGCUGCAGCCCUAACUACAACAACUGUUGCUCCUACGACCACUACAACUCUAGAACCUACUCCUACGUCUGCUACAACUGCAGAACCUACCACGACAACCAGUGCAUCUCCUACUACAACAUCUGCUGUUCUUAUGACCACUACGACUGCAGCACCAUCUACAACAACUACAACUUCUGCUCCUGCAACAACCACAACAGCACCUACUACAACACCUGCAGUUCCUACAACUGUAGCUCCAGCUACCACUACACCUGUUGUACUUACUACAACAAUCACAACUACAACUCCAGCUACAACAACUGUAGCUUCUACGUCAAGCACAGCAGCUGCCUCUAUGAUAACCACUGCAGCUCUAACAAAAACAAGUGCUGCUCCGACGACCUCUACAUCUCCAGAACCUACUCCGACAGAACCUACUCUUACGACUGCUACGACUGCAGAACCUACCACAACAACCACGAACCUACCACAACAACAACGGCAGCUCCUACUACAACAUCUGCUGUUCUUACGACCGCAACUACUGCAGCACCUUCUACAACAACUACAACUUCAGCUCCUACAACAACCACAACAACAGCACCUACUACAACACCUGCAGUUCCUACAAGUGUAGCUCCAGCGACCACUACACCUGAUGUACUUACUACAACAAUCACAACUUCAGCUCCUGCAACAACACCUGUAGCUUCUACGUCAACCACAGCAGCUGUCUCUACGUCAACCACUGCAGCUCUAACUAAAACAACUGCUGCUCCAACGACCACUACAACUCCAGAACCUAUUACGACAGAACCUACUCGUACGACUGCAGAACCUACCACAACAACCAAUUUAGCUCCUACAGCAAACAUUGUUGUUCUUACAACCGCAACAACUGCAGCAUCUUCUACAACAACUACCACAACAGCACCUACUACAACACCUGCAGUUCCUACAACUGUAGCUCCAGCGACCACUACACCUGAUGUACUUUCUACAACAAUCAUAACUACAGCUCCUGCUACAACCACUGUAGCUUCUACGUCAACCACAGCAGCUGUCUCUACGACAACCACCUCAGCUCUAACUAAAACAACUGCUGCUCCAACGACCGCUACAACUCCAGAACCUAUUACGACAGAACCUACUCCUACGACUGCUACGACUGCAGAACCUACCACGACAGCAACGGCAGCUCCUACUACAACAUCUGCUGUUCUUACGACAGCAACUACUGCAGCACCUUCUACAACAAGUACAACUUCAGCUCCUACGACAACCACAACAACAGCACCCACUACAACACCUGCAGUUCCUACCACUGUAGCUCCAGCGACCACUACACCUGAUGUACUUACUACAACAAUCAUAACUACAGCUCCUGCUACAACAACUGUAGCUUCUACGUCAACCACAGCAGCUGUCUCUACGCCAACCACUGCAGCUCUUACUACAACAACUGCUGCUCCAACAACCACUACAACUCCAGAACCUGCGACGUCAGAACCUACUCGUACGACUGCAAAGACUGCGGAACCUACCUCAACAACCACUUUAGCUCCUACAACAAACAUUGUUGUUCUUACGACCGCAACAACUGCAGCACCUUCUACAACAACCACAACAACAGCACCCACUACAACACCUGCAGUUCCUACCACUGUAGCUCCAGCGAACUGCGGAACCUACCUCAACAACCACUUUAGCUCCUACAACAAACAUUGUUGUUCUUACGACCGCAACAACUGCAGCACCUUCUACAACAACCACAACAACAGCACCCACUACAACACCUGCAGUUCCUGCAAGUGUAGCUCCAGCGACCACUACACCUGA